AUGGCAUUCAGCUGCCAAACAUGUGCGCGGCGCAAGGUGAAGUGCGACAAGGCGGCGCCGACGUGCGCGCGCUGCCGCAAGAGCAACGCCGGGUGCGUCUAUGAGGCCCCCAGGCCGCGGAAGCGGAGACUGAGCAGCGACGACGCGCUCGACCGCCUGGCCCGCUACGAGCGGGUCUUGCGCCGGCACGGCCUUCUAGAGGAGGCCCACGCCGACACGGUCCCCACAGAAGAGCCGGUCUCUCUGCUCUGGGACGAGCCGGAAACGCCGGGCAACGGCGGGAAGCUCCUUUCCGCACCGGGAAAGUCGCGGUACCUUAGCAGCAAGCUAUGGCAGAACCUAGAAUGCGAAGAGGUGCAGGGCUUGUCCGACACCGAGACCGAGGAGGACGAUCCGGCCACACCAGAUCCGUUAACCGGCGCCUUCUUGGGCGGGCCGCAGCGCAGUCUGCUCCAGUACCACCCAACACACGAGCAGGCCAUGGUGCUGUGGGCAACGUACGCCGAGCGGGUCGAGCCGCUCUGCAAAAUCCUGCACAUCCCGUCUACCGCCAGGCUGGUCGAGACGGUGUCACAGCAGCCAGCCGCGGCGUCCAAGACCGACGAGUGCCUGCUCUUCGCCAUCUACUACUUCGCCGUCUUCUCCCUGACCGACGAGGAAUGCGCCGCGGCGCUCGGCCGGCCCCGCAGCGUCCUACUGCCCCUCUACCAGUCCGCGGCGCGCCAGGCCCUCGUCAACGCGUCCUUCCUGAAGACGACCUCGCUCACGGUCCUCCAGUCGCUCGUGCUCCUGCUGCUCGCCUCGCAGCACUCAUACAGCGCGCACACGUUCUGGAUCCUCACCGGCGCGGCCGUGCGCAUCGCCCUGCGCAUGGGCCUGCACCGCGACGGCGAGUCCUCCGCCGGCGGCACCACCUCUUCCGCCGCCGCGGAGGCGAAGCUGUCGCCGUUCGACGUCGAGAUGCGCCGCCGGCUCUUCUACCAGCUGCUCCCGCUCGACGCGCGCGCGGGGCAGGCCGCGGGCGCGGGCGUCGCGGCACUGCCGCCUGACGCGUGGGACACGCGGCCGCCGCGGAACGUGGACGACGCGCAGCUGUGGCCGGGCAUGGCGGCGCCGCCGGCCGAGCAGCGGCGCGGCGCCACCGAGAUGGUGUUCUGCCUGUCGCGCGCCUGGCUGGGCAGCUUCUUCGCCCGGCGGGGGGCGCGGGCGGCGGCGGCGGCGGCAGCGGCGGUGCGGCAGCCGUGGAUGUUUGCGGAUGUGCGCGAGGCGGAUCGGGCGAUUGACGAGGCCGAGGCCGGGGUCGAGGAGCGGUUCAUCCGCUACUGCGACGUCGUCGACCCGCUGCAUUUCCUGACCGUCUGUGUCGCCAGGGCCGGCAUUGCUGCCUGCCGGCUGAGGGUGCGGCUGCCCCGGGCCAGGAGCGAGGCCGCUACCGAGGAGGAGAGGAGGGAGGCCUGGCAGCUCGCGCUGAAGAUCCUGGACGCGGAUGCGGCGGUGUGCUUGCACGCGGGCUUGCGGAAGUACCGAUGGCGCCGAGACUUCCUCUCAGCUGCAGAAAUUGACGCCGCGUGGGACAGGAUCGAGCAUCAGUACGGCAACCACGACGAGCUUGCCCAGUCUUGGCGGCCCCUAUACUUGGCGCUGGGGCGUUUGGCCUUGAAGGCGUGGGAUGCCAACCCGCCGACAAGGGGGAAGAGUGGCGCGCCGGAGCCAGGAUUCAUCGCGGCCUUGCGUUCGGCCUGCACCAGGAAGAAGCAACGCAAAGAGGGCUGGGGCCAGAACGGGGAAGAUACGGACACCACGCCGGGCCUGGCCCUGGAUAAAAGUAUCGGCGCCACCGACUUCGACCUCAGCAGCAGCUUUGACGUAGCCGGCGUAGACUGGGUGUUCUGGCCCGAGCUUAUCCAGGACGGCCACUACCCAGCGGGUCACCAAAGCGGGGAUCUUUCCUUCUCGCCAUGA
This is a messenger RNA of Thermothielavioides terrestris NRRL 8126, 1962 nucleotides long. RefSeq lists its product as uncharacterized. The transcript is spliced from 2 exons. Lineage: Eukaryota; Fungi; Ascomycota; Sordariomycetes; Sordariales; Chaetomiaceae. The record is from RefSeq and is a predicted model, not a curated record. The coding region runs from base 1 to 1962 and encodes 653 amino acids. Gene Ontology annotation, molecular function: zinc ion binding; DNA-binding transcription factor activity, RNA polymerase II-specific; DNA binding. Gene Ontology annotation, biological process: DNA-templated transcription; regulation of DNA-templated transcription.